This is a messenger RNA of Rotaria socialis, 543 nucleotides long. The record is from the annotation of a GenBank genome assembly. Lineage: Eukaryota; Metazoa; Rotifera; Eurotatoria; Philodinida; Philodinidae.
AUGAUUCUAAGCUCUUUUAAAAUAUCGGAUGAUUCAAUUUUACCAAUUAUUAAUCAUUUAAUUCCAUUAAAUCAACUUACGCAAAUAAAUUUUCUAUCAACUUGUGAUCUUUUAAAUGGUCUGCUAAAAUUAUUAUGUUUUACAUCGAAUUUAAAUUCAUUAACAUUUAAUUCAUUGCUAAUGGGUGAAUGUACUGUGAAGUUACUUCCACAAAAUGAAAAGUUUCAAUAUAUUGCAAGUGCAAAUAAAAUAAAAAACCUUCAUAUUCUUCAUAAGUGUUCGUUGGCAAACUUGCAACUUUUGGCUAAUUUGUUUUCAAAAGUAGAGUAUCUUAAAAUUGAAAUUAUUGAAGAGCAAAUCACAGAUAUUAUUCGAUUUCUUUUAAUAAAACCUAAUCAUAUAUUGCAAAACCUUUUCUUGUUAUGCAUUUCUCAAUCAUCAAUAAAAUAUUUAGAACACUUCAAUAAUUUAAUUAGAUCAGAAUGUUUACUUAAUGAUUAUUUUAUUAAAUAUGUCAAUGAUGAUUUAUAUUUAUGGUGGUAA